Molecule: messenger RNA, 8211 nt
Organism: Folsomia candida
Lineage: Eukaryota; Metazoa; Arthropoda; Collembola; Entomobryomorpha; Isotomidae
Gene: Tomosyn
Product: syntaxin-binding protein 5
Exons: 30
Coding region: 2570-6577 (1335 amino acids)
Biological process (GO): regulation of protein secretion; regulation of exocytosis
Cellular component (GO): cytoplasm; SNARE complex; plasma membrane
Molecular function (GO): syntaxin binding; myosin II binding; GTPase activator activity
Source: RefSeq, a predicted model, not a curated record
UAUAUCCACUAAAAUACGGUCAGAAACUGAACCCACGCAUUUACUUUAGGGAAUAAUAAUUAUACCAUCACCCACCACAAAAUAGUGACCUAUAUAUCGUCCUUUCUUGUGGUUUGGUUUUCUCUAAUUUUCCAGUUUUAUUAUUUUAUUAACAAUUCAUGCAAAUUUCUCUCGGAGAAUUUCCCCUAUGCCCUCCUCGAUUCAAUUGUCAGGUGGGACGAGAUAAUUAUCGCUAUUUGGAGGAGUACAGUAAAUGGAUUGUCGAUUAAACAAACUUUUCUUGCAAGUUUGACCAAUUUUUUGGACAGUUCAAGAGUGACGUUAUCAUAUUAAGUGAGUGAGUGAGUGAUAUAGUGGUUGGCCUGCAUAACGAGAACUAAGUGGAGGACUAAACUACUACGAGUGGAGAAAGUAAGUAAGUAAGAGUGGAGAUCGAGUGCCUGCUGCUAGUGAAAGUUGGGGAAAGUGAAAGAACGGAAGAAGGAAUAAAAAAAGAGAAAGGCAGAAAGUUAACAGGGGAAAUUCUUAUAGUGACGAAGAAGAUAACUUUUUUUUUUACUCUUUACUUUACUUCCUCACCUUUUAAUACGUACAACUGUGCGACUACUACUUUCUCCUUGCCAACUAUACCCGAAAAUUCUAGAUAUAUCCCUAGAAGAUAUUUUACUCCCGAGAAUUGGUCAAGACACACGCGAGACGCAGCCAACGAACUGCUCCGCACAUACCAACGACGAUAAAGAUAUCAAAACGAAAUAAUUUCCCCUGUCUCAUCCACAUGACAAAGCUACAGAGUAAUUAUUACCCUCCAAAAUGUAUGUAUAUCUAACCAACCUAAGUACCGUUUAUAGUAUCAAAUUUGCAAAAUUUACCUCUCCACCAAUGUAUACGAAGAACUGGGCAUUAUUCCAUCUCAGAGACCCAGAUAAUAUUGCACCGUCCAUCCAUCCAUCCAUCCAUCCUCCAGCUACACAGCCAUUCCGUUCCUUACUCCUUUUAAUACGGGCAGGAGCCAGUCAGCACUAAGUAUUCUGAUGCUGCUGCUGCUGCUUCUCGAGAGAAAGUAAACCUGGUCGAGCUGCGCGGAAAGAGAAAGAGAGGAAUAUCUGCCCGCACAAGCACCACCACCACCACCCAAACUGCGUCAGUAGUCGAGAAAGUCCGCUCCUUUUUCCUAUGGCUUACACAUUUCUACCACCAUACCAUGUCAGGCUAGGUUACUGCUGUAUGUAUGCCUUACUCGUGGUCGGUGGAGGUACAUAGGUCUCACUCACUCGCAAGAAAUCAGCAGCAGGAGCAGCAGGGCUGAGUUUCCCUCUACUACUCUCGCAGAAUAUUAUGUGCAUGUCAAACUGGAGAAAGUGCACACCAGCAAAAGUGAGCUCGGUCGCAUCGUAGCCAAUCCUACGAGUUUGAACCAAAACCGAAAAUUUUGUGGUGCGACAAGCCAGACGUACAAGCAACAUCUUUCUCUCUUUGUACUCGUACUCAACACACACCGUGUGCAAGGUUACGAUUUUUACGGAGAGGUGUUUUAAUUCUAGAACGAGUACACUAUUUUGGGAUUAGUUAUUUUUUUAGAGUAACUUUCACCCUCUUUGAAUAGUGAUUGGGUUGAUAAACUAAGACAAUAGAUUUAAUUACGAAGUCAGUCUGUGUGUGUUUGUGGGAACGAUUGUGUGUGGAAAUCAGGUGGAAAAUUUAUUCAUCUCUCGAGUCAGACUCCAAAUCAGACAUUCAAAGCCGACUCGACUUGAUCCUCUUUGGCUUCCCAUCUCUCUCCAAAAACUGAUUCAGACCGAGAGUCAACAAAGCCCAUAUUCAAAGAGAGAGAGAGAUGAUGAAAAUGCUCAAAUUUUAUUAGUAUGAAUACCACAGUGAUGUUUAUAUGCUCAUUAGUGACUCUUUGAUUUUCACUCUCUCCAACUAAUGAUGCCCCGCUUUCACUACUGAAACACAAUACCCCCGGCAGGCAAAAAGAACAGUUUAUAUGGAUUGCAGGAGAGUAAAUACAGAGUAAAAACAAUACAACCAACACCACAUCAAUCAAUCUAGUGAACCGACCUACUCUCUCUGCCUUUGUUCCAUUUGAUCCGGUGGAGAAAUUGAGAGCUUCGACUUUCACCCCGAGAACUUGGGUUGCGUUUUAAUCAAAUUAUUUUCUCGUUUAUUAUGCACCAGACUGGAGCUCGUUUGGUGACAAUGUGACGUGACAGUGACAAGUAUAAAUGUGAUUCUCUCCUCUGGCUACUACCUCAACCUCCAUUCUCAACGAUCUAAAAUAAAUGAAUAAAUGAGCAAAGGUUGAUUUUACAUGGAGAUAAAAACAUGGUGAAAGUAGCAGUCAGGUUCCCAAAUUAAGGUCAAAUGCCAAUAUUCAAGAAUCAAUUUUGGAUCUCAAACACAAAUAUUUACUAACCUAACCUCCUUUCUCCUACUUCACUAAAUCACUCAAAACAAAAUGUCGAUCGACUCGUACUUACUUUUGCCAGAAGAAAAACAAUCACUUUCUCCUUCUCGAGAGGAUCUCAAUGAGUGAGUGAUUUCUCAAGACCUGUCAAAAGAGAAGAAGAUGAAGAAAUUCACAUUAUCUCGAGUACUGGAUGGCUUCCGGUCAUCCGUGAAUCAAGGACCGGGUGGUCAAGGUCCGGGUCAAGGCUCACCCAGUAAAAAUCUGGAGGGACCACUCACCGAAAUUCCAGAACCUCUGAGGGCCGAGAACUUCCAGAUUGCACAGACUGUAUGUCACGGAUUUCCAUACCAGCCGACGGCUAUGACGUUCGAUCCCGUGCAACGACUUUUGGCUAUUGGGACAAAAAAUGGAUGCCUGCGAAUAUUGGGCCGCGCUGGUGUUGACAUAAAUUGCAAGCAUGAUGGCGACUGUUGCGCAAUCCUUCACUUGCAGUUCGUCGUCAACGAGGGGCUAAUCAUCUCCGCUACGUCCGAUGACACAAUUCACUUAUGGAAUUUCAGAGAGACUAAAAAACCCGAAGUUGUUCAAUCGCUCAAGUUCCAGAGGGAAAGGAUCACCAGCCUGAGCCUUCCACUCCAAAGUAAAUGGAUUUAUGUGGGCACGGAACGAGGAAAUGUGCAUGUGGUCAACAUUGACACGUUUCAACUGUCCGGAUACAUCGUCAACUGGAAUAAAGCGAUCGAAGUAUGUCGAAAAACUCAUCCCGGCAGUGUCAUCUUUCUCGGAGACAAUCCAACCGAUUCCACUAAGCUCCUGAUAGGAUUUGAUUCUGGGCAAUUGGUCCUUUGGGAUUUGAAACUGAAAGUGGCUGAAAUUCGUUACCAAUCUCAAGAACCCUUGAGAUCUGUAUCUUGGCACAGUGAUGGGAAGCAGUUUAUGACGAGUCAUUCCGAUGGCUCAAUUGCCACUUGGAAUCUAAAAGUCCCUAAUAAGCCCGUCGCCGUUACAUUCCCGCACUCACGAAACAUGAAAGAUGGGAGACCAGAACCAUGCAAAUCCAUCCAGAAAGUGGAAUGGAAGUCAUCAAGGACUGGGGAGAACUUUGUGAUAUUCUCUGGAGGGUUAACGGCAGACCGGGCUGGGAAAACUCCCUCGUUGACUGUGAUUCAUGGAAAGACGACGACCGUGCUGGAGAUGGAACACAAUGUACUCGAUUUCGUAUCAAUUUGCGAAAAUCAGUGGGAGUCAGAAAUCCAAGACCCGUACGCCGUUGUGGUCCUAUUGCAGCAAGACUUGGUCGUAAUUGAUCUGCUCACUCCUGGCUAUCCUUGCAUCCCAAACCCUUAUCCAAUGGAUAUCCACGAAUCUCCCGUGACCUGCUGCACAUACAUGGCCGACUGUCCUGGUGACUUAAUCCCUGCCCUGUACUCAAUGGGAUCCAAGGGACAGAAGAAGACGGGAUUUAGUGAAAGAGAUUGGCCCAUCGAGGGGGGGCAGUGGGGAACCUCAAGCUGUUCAUACGCCGAGAUUAUAAUAACAGGCCAUGCGGAUGGCGGAGUGAAAUUUUGGGAUGCUUCAUCAACAAGUCUCCAAUUUUUGUACAAAAUUAAAACUUCUAAACCUUUCGAACGCCCAAAAUCAAGAAAAUCUACGGAAUCUUGCGCUUCUGAUGAUGAUCCUUUCGCCGUUCAGUACAUGGCUUUGUGCCCGGAAUCGAGAUUACUUGCCGUUGCGGGAGCCUCCUGUCAAGUUCUAGUCUAUAAAUACCGUAAACAAGAAGUCGUCACUGAAACGGCAGUCUUGGAGAUUCCAAUAAUUUGGGACAUUGACGAUGGAAGCGAUUAUCUAGCGAAUGCAGGAAAUUUCGAUUUUUCCAAAGUUGGCGAUGCGAAACCCAAUCUUGAAUAUUUUGUCCCCAUCCGUAUCAAACUUGGACCACAAAAGAAGGCUCCCGGAUAUCAGGCGGAGAUUGUCUGCUUAACCCCGUGGGUCAAUGGGGAACCACCAGGAGGGAUUUCAUCACUCGCACUCAAUUCUAAUUAUGGAAUACUCGCCUACGGAAACGAUGCCGGGCUCGUUAUAGUCGACACGGUUCAAAAAACGUGUCUGAUGAGUGUAGCUACUCCCGAUCUUUACGGAACAUCGGAUCCAUAUCAACGCGCUCCCAAGUCACCCAAACGACCCGACAUUUCUGAAGAACGCUCCCCCACUGAUCAGGUUUCCGACUUAGCUAGCACGAAAAGUAUGGAGAUGGAAACUCCCUCCACGCAAAAAACACCUUCGACCACCGUUCCUGACUCUACCUCAACCUCUGACGUCGAAUUAUUCCCUACAAAUCAUCGUCAAUCCUUAUCCGGCUCGAUGAGUAAACUUCCCUCGGCGGCGGAAUCGGCCACAUUGGACGUUGAACUCCAACCUAAUCUCAAAUGUAGGAGUACCACACCGCCCGCGACGAUGAAAUCCGCUCGAUCCCGAUCCCACACUUGGUCCCAAGUCAAAGGCCUCAUUAUAAAAAAUGUUCGAGAGAGUAAAAAGUCUGCUAAAUCGACAAACAAACAAACCACCAGUCCCGACACCACCACGCCAAUCAACCAACCAGUCAAUAAUGAUACUGAUGCUCAACAAGAAUCCUCCUCGUUAGUAUCGCCAUCUUUAUCAGGGUCAUCUUCUUCCUCUUCCUCCCCUUCGUUGUCCGGUCGUCCUACCACCCUCGAUUUAGAACAGUCCUCCCCUCCCGUCCCUCCCCCUCGGUCGCAUCACCAUCACCACAAAAAGAAAAAGAAAUCGUCCCUCUUCAACGCGAUCAAUUCCACUUCCGGUGGUGGUGCCGCUAAAAAGAAAUGUGUCGACCUUCGCUCAUCUUCCGCGGGCGCGGGCGGUGGUUCCGGCGGAGCUGGAGGCGCAGGGGGCGGAUCACGAUGGAUGAAAAAAUUCCAGAAAUUAGACACGACAUUCUCACGCUCCCGAUCCUCAAGCAUGUCUAGUCUUGAUAAUAUUACGUCGGAAGCGAUUCAGUGCCUCAGCUUUGUCGACUCUUUCGCAAAGAAAGGAGAUUUCUCAAUCUGGCCUACUCUCUGGGUUGGGACCAGUUUGGGUUCAAUUAUCGUAAUUUCCAUCAUCAUUCCAGUCGGAGGGAAGGAAGCCAGAAAAAGUGAACCCGUCAGCGUUGCUCCUUCUGGAACCAUUUUUAGAAUUAAAGGUCCAAUCCUGAUGAUGUCCUUUUUGGACUGCAAUGGUCUCGUGGUGUCUGGAGGCUAUGAAUCUUGGAGGGAUGAGAGUAAAGACCCGAGAUCCAGAACACCCACGAAGGGCUUAUCCAGUGACUCGGAUAAAGGAUCAUGCGAUCGACAGUUUGGCGUUUUCAUGUCCGAAAAACAAGCCCGUGUCGUGUCUCUCCCGUCGCAAACGUGUCUCUACAAGCAACAAAUUUGUGAAGCUUCUUUCGUCAUCAAGGCAGAAAUCACGACGGUGAAAGAUUCCUCAUGUUUGGUUUGUUACGCGUCGGAUGGGCGGCUCAAAAUUUACUCUUUGCCAUCUCUACGACCAUUGUUGGACACUGAAUUCGUUCCUUUGAGUGAUCUCAGCAGUUUUCAAACCAGGAAAUCGGGCAUAGUCGACCCCAUGCUCGCCAUUUGGGGUCAACAAGUUAUUGUCAAUGAGGACACGAAUUCAAUCGCCAAAACCUUUUGUCUCAGUUCCUACGGACAUGGAAUGUACCUCAGCUCGCCGAGUGAGAUUCAAAAGUUUACGAUCGCAACGGAAUUUAUUUCCAAUUUGGACGAAUUGCUUGGCCUACUUUGGAAAGAGAUUGAAAUGCCGGAGAAACCGAAAGAAAGUUUCUUUGGAAGUCUAUUCGGCGUUGGAGUACGAAAUGUGGACCGCGAAGAACUCUUUGGCGAGGCGGCCGGGAAGACAUCGCGCUCCGUGGCGAAACUAAUCCCCGGUCCUGGCACAGGCCUUACUCCAAAUCAAGAACAUUUACAAAUGAGAGCAGGGACGAUUGCGGGCGAUAUUUCAAAAACUAGGAUGCUAAUGGUCGAAAGAGGACAAAAAUUAGGAGAUUUAGGAGAUAAAACUGAAAAAAUGAUGAAUGAAUCUGAGAACUUCUCCAGCGCAGCCCAUCAACUAAUGCUCAAGUACAAGGAUAAGAAAUGGUAUCAACUAUGAGCGACUAAUUUUCUGCACCAGGAAUUUUACACAUCUCACUUACUACAUAAAAGUUAUUACGAAACGGUGCUACAUACUUCAGCUACAAUAGAGAGAGGACUUGGUCAGUAAGGAUUUUUUAAAAAAGAGUCGACUCUCAUCAUCAGUGGCUGGAUCACGUAAAAUCUUACAUCUGGGAUUAAUGCAAAAUAAUUACAAUUCAGGAAAAUGUUGAAUUACUAAAAUUAUUGUAUAGACACCUUGACGGUGGUGGUGCUAAAAAUGCAUACGCAAAACGCAAGCAGUACUGUACUUACAAUUUUUUGACACAAAAUACCUCUGCCGGAAUAUUACUUGAAAAUUUUGAGUGCAAAAUAAGUCACGAGGCACAUAAAUACUUGUAUACUUGUACUUUUUAGAGGGCGGAAUAUGAUGUCCGCGUUUAAUAGCCUUUUUGAUAUUCGGAAAAUGUUCUAAAAAAUGUUCGUAGUUUGUCUCUCUCUAGUCUAAAAAAUACCAAAUUUUUGGGGUGCUACUAAUUAGCUAAAGGCGACCAUACAUAUUACGUAGCAAAGAAAACAUAGUGAAGAAAUUUGUAGUCGCAGACCAUCAGGAAAUCAAGUUGACUUAGAUUUUAUCAAGACUUUAAGAAAAAUGAGUAGCACUAAUUUAGCAAAUCAAAAAUUAGCGUGCUAUAGAAAGGAAACUUAUUGAGAGACAAUUCGCACAAUUUUAAUGAGAAAAAUUUAAAACUGCGAGUUAACGUCAUUUCAAUAGUUUUAACACAAUUUAAAAAAUUUGCGCUUUAUUAAAAGAAAUUUAGUUACCUUUUUUGUCUCUUAAAUAAAUUAUAGAAUAAUUAUUGAGCACACUUUGAAAAAGGCAAAACGUGACAAAUAACAAGACAAAAUAAUUAAGAAUUUAUUAAACAAAAACUCUUCUGUAGUUUCAUGUUUAGUGGUGAAAAAAUGCAAAUUAUCAAAAAAAAUAUUCUUCAUAAUAAUUUCAAAAUGACCAUAAAAUUUAAACACAUUUUUUACUGUUCGAAAAAAAUAUUGAUUAGUGCUUCCAAAAAACAAACCCUUGCUAAUUUCGUCAAAAUAGAAAAGCAGUUCAACUGCAAAAACUUGAAAACAUUUUGUGAUUUAUUAUAUUAUGAAAAAAUACAUUCCAGCUUUUUAACUAAUUACAAUUAAUUAUCAAUUCUGGUGCGUAUACUCGUGAUCAUUUAAUGAUAAUCAUAUGACAAAUAUUGAUAAGAAAUGGGAUACACGCACUUGUAAUACUCUCUCUGCGUAAAUCUGCACACACAAAUAAGCUAAAAAAAUUAAGAAGGAAAAAGUCAAGAAAUUAAUGGUUAACGGGACAUGAAUUAAAUUUAAAAAAUCUACUAUUAUACGAUUACAAUUAUUAUUUAAUGUGUCUCUGUCUUAAAAAAUGGUUAAAAACUGAAUUUUAUUUACAAAAUCGUUAUUAUAGAAAUGAUGAUAAAUACCUUUUAAUGUACUCAAAAAUAUUUGACUAUAAUGUUAUUUAACAUUAUAGGUUUAAUUAAUUGCUACAUAGUGAAAAAUAUAUAUGAUGGGAAAACAAUAGCAGGAAUACAAUAAAUUAAAUAAAGACAUUCACUCGGUGUGGAAUUUGAAAUUAAAUAA